This is a messenger RNA of Exophiala aquamarina CBS 119918, 1053 nucleotides long. RefSeq lists its product as uncharacterized. Gene Ontology annotation, biological process: regulation of autophagy; positive regulation of TOR signaling; cellular response to amino acid stimulus. The coding region runs from base 1 to 1053 and encodes 350 amino acids. The transcript is spliced from 3 exons. Gene Ontology annotation, cellular component: fungal-type vacuole membrane; Gtr1-Gtr2 GTPase complex; nucleus. Gene Ontology annotation, molecular function: GTPase activity; GTP binding. Lineage: Eukaryota; Fungi; Ascomycota; Eurotiomycetes; Chaetothyriales; Herpotrichiellaceae. The record is from RefSeq and is a predicted model, not a curated record.
AUGGAUCGGAAGUUGAGACAGAACAAGCCUCGCUUGCUGCUUAUGGGCCAAAGAAGGUACGGCAAAUCGUCCAUUACCAGCGUUGUCUUUCACAAGAUGCCCCCGCAAGAAACCUUGUUCCUAGAAUCUACGACUCGCAUCCAGAAAGACUCCAUGCACUCCUUCAUGGACUUUCAAGUAUGGGACUUCCCUGGGCAACUAGACUAUUUCGACCCGACCUUUGACACAACCGAGAUCUUCUCAGAGAUAGGUGCCCUGGUGUGGGUGAUCGAUGCCCAAGAUGACUACUCCGAUUCCUUGAACCGAUUGACCACCACCAUUCUCAAUCUGCAAACUACAUUCCCUCAUAUCAAUGUCGAAGUCUUUGUCCACAAGAUUGAUAGUCUCAAUGAAGAGUUCAAGGCGGAUAUUUUCCAGGACAUUGUCCAGAGAGUUGGUGAUGAGCUUAGUGAUCAAGGCUACAUCAACCCAAAUGUCAGUUAUCAUCUCACCUCGAUUUACGACCACUCGAUCUUCGAGGCAUUCAGUAAAGUCAUUCAGAAGCUGAUUCCUCAACUCGAUACCCUUGAAAAUCUCCUGGACAUGAUUGUCAACAGCUGUGGUAUGGCAAAAGCCUACCUCUUCGACAUUCUUAGCAAAAUCUACGUCGCCAGCGACACAAGGCCCGUUGACAUGGAGGUGUAUGAGAUGUGCUCCGACUACAUUGACGUCAUAGUCGAUAUCACCGACCUCUUCUCUUACGAGCGCAGUCAGAAGAAGGUCUUGGGGGAACAAAUGGAGGAAGCCGAAUCCUCCAUGACCAUUCAAGAUGGUACCAUGAUUUACUUGAAAGAGAUGAAUCGCUAUCUUUGCUUGGUGGCUUACAUCAAGAAUGCCGACGCGAAAGACAAGAAAGGGCUCAUCGACUAUAACGUUCACGUUUUUCAAGAUGCGAUCAACAAAGUGUUUGAGCGUGCGUGGGAGAAAGAUAAGACAGCUGAGAAUGGGGAUUCAGACCAGAGGUCGGUUAAGUCUGCCGCACAGACCCAGCUAGAGUCUCAGUUGGUACGGUAA